AAAGGAGAAGAAAAAGAGACGGGAAAUUGGAAUAUUUCCGUCCGUUGCUACCAAUAAAUCGCCUCUAAAUUUUAAAUUUAGAGAUUGGGUAGAUUGGGUUGGAGAAGCCUCUAAAAUUAGAGAUUGGGGAUUCGGGUUGGAGAAGGAGUUGGGCUUCCUUAUUAGAGAUUGGGGAUUUGGUUGGAGAAGGACUUGGCUUCCUUUUGAGCUGUUCAAUACAUAUUGCAGAGAGUAGAAGAAUGGCGAGUAACGCCACGAAUGUGUGCCCGCCGCCGAUGAAGGCGACGUCGAAUGGUUCGUGGCAAGGUGACAAUCCACUCGAUUAUUCGCUGCCGUUGGCGAUCCUACAGAUAUGUUUGGUCGUCGUUUUCACCAGGACGUUGGCUUUCUUCCUAAAGCCGCUUAGGCAGCCCAGAGUCAUUGCUGAGAUUAUUGGCGGGAUACUGCUGGGCCCAUCAGCGCUAGGCCGCAGCGAGCGGUUCCUACACACGGUCUUCCCGAGCCGCAGUCUGACUGUGCUGGACACCCUCGCCAACAUCGGCCUCCUCUUCUUCCUCUUCCUCGUCGGCAUCGAGCUCGACAUCCACGCAAUCCGCCGAACUGGCAAGAAGGCCCUCGGUAUCGCUGUCGCCGGCAUCACCCUCCCCUUCGUAAUGGGCAUCGGCACCUCCGUCGUCCUCCGUCGUACCAUCUCCAAAGGCGUCAACGCCGGCCCUUUCCUAGUCUUCAUGGGCGUUGCCCUCUCCAUCACCGCAUUCCCCGUCCUUGCCCGCAUCCUCGCCGAGCUCAAGCUCCUCACCACCGACGUCGGCCGGAUGGCCAUGUCCGCCGCCGCUGUAAAUGACGUCGCCGCCUGGAUCCUCCUCGCCGUCGCCGUCUCCCUCUCGGGCACCCACAGCUCUCCUCUAGUCCCCGUAUGGGUGCUCCUCUCCGGCCUCGCGUUCGUCGCUUUCGCCAUCUUCGUCAUCCGCCCGGCGCUUGGAUUCUUAGCACGGCAAUCGCCACACGGGGAGCCCGUCAAUGAGUUAUACAUUUGCAUAACGCUGUCGGUCGUGCUCGCAGCCGGUUUCGUCACCGACACGAUCGGCAUCCAUGCGCUCUUCGGUGCGUUCAUCGUCGGCCUCGUGGUGCCCAAGGACGGUCCGUUUGCUGGCAGUCUGAUAGAGAAGAUCGAAGAUCUUGUUUCGGGCCUCUUCCUGCCGCUCUACUUCGUCUCUAGUGGGCUGAAGACCAACGUAGCUACCAUAAGUGGGGCCCAGUCGUGGGGUUUGCUGGCACUCGUCAUCUCGACUGCUUGUUUUGGGAAGAUCGUUGGGACACUGCUGAUUUCGUUGGCAUGCAAGAUACCGAAACGGGAGGCGUUGGCGCUGGCCUUCCUCAUGAAUACGAAGGGACUGGUGGAGCUUAUCGUCCUCAAUAUCGGCAAGGACAGAAAAGUUUUGAACGACCAGGCAUUUGCUAUCUUAGUCCUGAUGGCGCUCUUCACCACAUUCAUCACUACACCGAUCGUAACGGUCAUAUACAAGCCGGCAAGGCGCCACUCCGCUCACAAGCACCGCACCAUCCAGCGAAGCAACCCCAUCACAGAACUCCGAAUCCUAGCCUGCUUCCACAGCACUCGCAACAUUCCCACCAUGAUCAACCUCCUCGAGUCAUCUCGUGGGACCAGAAGCCGCGGCCUCAUCAUCUACGCAAUGCACCUCAUGAAACUCUCCGAGCGCCCCUCCGCCAUCAACAUGGUCAACAAAGCCCGCCGCAACGGCCUUCCUUUCUGGAACAAGAAGCGCCCCGAUACAGAUGACAUGGUCGUCGCCUUCAAGGCUUACCAGCAGCUCAGCCACGUCACCAUUCGCCCCAUGAUUGCCAUUUCCCACCUCUCCUCUAUCCAUGAGGACAUCUGUACCAGUGCUGAACAGAAGCGAGCUGCCAUCAUCCUCCUCCCGUUCCACAAGCACCAGCGCCUUGAUGGUGCCAUGGAGUCCCUCGGCCACAGCUUUCACCAGGUCAACCAGCUUGUUCUUCGCAAUGCCCCAUGUUCCGUCGGGAUCCUCAUUGACCGUGGCCUCGGCGGCACAACCCAGAUUUCCGCCAGUGAUGUCUCGUUCACCGCAGUCGCCCUCUUCUUCGGCGGCCGUGAUGACCGUGAGGCCCUUGCCUAUGGGGCCCGAAUCGCCGAGCACCCAGGGAUCCAGCUCACCGUCCUUAGGUUCGUGGCUGUGGCUGGGAAGUCUCUGAUGGGCAGCAACGGCGAGAACAUCGGGAUUAGCAUGGAAGCGGACGAGAGGACGGCAGAUGAUGAGUGCAUUGCCGAGUUUCUGAGUAAGACAGCCGUAGACAACGAAUCGAUAUCUUUUGAGGAGAAAGAAGUUGGAAGUACUGAAGACAUUGUAACUGUUGUGAAGACGAUGAACCGGUGCAAUCUCUGCCUGGCGGGACGGAUGCCGCCGGUCGAUCCCCUAAUAGACGGGACCGACUGCCCAGAGCUAGGUCCUGUCGGGUGCUUCCUUGCGUCGUCGGAGUUCUCUACAAGGGCAUCGGUGUUGGUGCUUCAGCAAUACGACCCCACAGCAAACCUUUUGCCGCCGGUGGAAGAGGUGGCGGAAAUGCACGACGUGCCGGAUACGCCUGCAACCCCGAGUGACAAGGGGUUUGAAUAGUGAGUGUGCAUUACUUAAAUCUGAUUGUUGACGGUGGGUCAGAUAUCCGGCGACCGGUGCAAUCA
Messenger RNA from Magnolia sinica, 2722 nucleotides. Its product is annotated as cation/H(+) antiporter 19-like. Gene Ontology annotation, biological process: regulation of pH; proton transmembrane transport. Gene Ontology annotation, cellular component: membrane; endomembrane system. Gene Ontology annotation, molecular function: antiporter activity. Bases 240 to 2657 code for a protein of 805 amino acids. The transcript is spliced from 4 exons. The record is from RefSeq and is a predicted model, not a curated record. Lineage: Eukaryota; Viridiplantae; Streptophyta; Magnoliopsida; Magnoliales; Magnoliaceae.